UUAUUAGUCUCACUCUCAGCCCCCACAAACAUCCUCUGCACCAAUCACAACUCAACCCUUUUGACUAUCUCUCUCCUCUUCUCUGUUCCAUAGAUCGCUGUCUUUCAAUCACUUCACACAUUUCUCUUCACUCCUCCUUCUACCACUCUCUGCACUGCACACACCUCACACCCCACACCCACUUCUAUUUCUCUUCAAAUCUCCACCUUUUUGCUUUUCCCAGUUGCCCCCUCUUUACUGUUUUUGCUUCUACCAAAGAUUCUACCACCAAUACUCCAAUACUACUUAGAUACGUGUAUCUUCUAUGCUCUUCACAGCCCUACCAAUUAUUGAGUGUCACUCUAUAAUUUUUAUAUGGGUUUAGCCUUUUCUUUUCGCCUUUGGUUCCUAUGCUGAUUGUUUCCUCUUCUCUUAGAUCUGAAGAGUUUCUUGCGGGUUUAUGCUUUGCCCCUCAUUGAUUCUCUUCAGUUUUCGAACAAAGUCUCUUUGGAUUUGGAUUCCUUUGUCCAAUAUAACCUCCUAUCCCGUGCAUUCCUAUCUCGGGUAUCUCUCUCUCUUUGAACUUUUCUAAGAGAGAGAGAGAGAGAGAGAGUUGAUUUCAAAAGCUGUUGUUUUGACCUGCUGGGUAUGUUCGAUUGUCAGUGAGAUCAUGAAUAGGGCAAUUGAAGUACUGUCUCCAGCCUCCUAUCUCCAAAAUUCCAACUGGUUGUUCCAGGAAAGCAAGGGAGGAGGAUGGACUGCGGAAGAGAACAAGCUGUUCGAGAAUGCUUUGGCUUACUAUGAUAAGGACACCCCUGAUAGAUGGAUGAGGGUGGCAGCCAUGAUUCCUGGGAAAACUGUUGGUGAUGUGAUCCAACAGUACAGAGAGCUUGAGGAAGAUGUGAGUGUCAUUGAAGCAGGUUUGAUUCCAGUUCCUGGCUAUACUACCAGUUCUUUCACAUUGGAGUGGGUUAACAGUCAAAGCUAUGACGAGUUCAAGCACUUUUGUGCUGUUGGUGAGAAAAGGGGUGCAUCCACUAGGCCAUCUGAGCAGGAAAGGAAGAAAGGAGUGCCAUGGACUGAAGAAGAGCACAGGCAAUUUCUGCUUGGUCUGAAGAAGUAUGGUAAAGGGGAUUGGAGAAACAUUUCAAGGAACUUUGUGACCACAAGGACACCUACCCAGGUUGCAAGUCAUGCUCAGAAGUACUUCAUCAGGCAGCUUACAGGGGGGAAGGACAAGAGGAGAUCAAGUAUCCAUGACAUCACAAUGGUGAAUCUCCAAGAAACAAAAUCUCCUUCAUCAGACACUACCAGGCCUUCUUCACCUUUACAGAAUCAGAAAUUGUCUAGCAUGGUGAAGCAGGAAUAUGAUUGGAAAACGCCAUGUGAUGACAUGCCUUUUGUUUUCAACUCAACAAAUGGAAACAUGUUCAUGGCAGCACCACUGCAUGGGAUUUCCUCGUAUGAAUCUAGACCACAGGAGCAUAAUCUACUUAGACAAUCUCCAUGGAUGCCAGUUUUCACCUUGUGAUACUAGUGUGCAAAUACAAUUGAUCUGUGCAUCUCAUUCAGGGUUUAGAGUUUUGAAGGUACUAAAAGUUUGAAUUUGAACCCUUUUCAGCGAUGUUGGAUUGCUUCAUAGAUAGUUUGUGUGAAUAUGUUGAGGAGGGACUGGAGUUAGUCCUUAGUAACUAGAAUGUAUGUAGAGAUUAGUUGGAAUCUUGUUCUGACAUUAAGAUUCUGAAACUAGUCUGUCUGAGGAGUUAAGUUUGGUGAUGAUGUGUAAUAUGAUUUUCAGAUUACAUGUUUGGUAAUUUGAUUGUAGCUAGAUUGAAAGCUUGAGUGAGCUUUCAUCUGAUGUUCAUCUUCCCAUAGAGGCAAGAGUUGUCUGCAGAUUGCCCUUACCUUUUUGAAAGAUGGUUGAAAUAAAUAUUGAGUUCCAAGUUUCCAUAAAGAAUUAAAUAAAAGCAUCAAUCAUGUUGAUGCAGUAGUGGUGUAAUAUAAAGCAAUUUGGAGUGUUAGUUUUUAUUAGCUUAACAGGAUUGUAUCUAAAGCCAUAAAUUAUGAUUAUAGCAGAGCUUUUUGAAAUGUGGUGAGGAAUUGGACAGAACUUUGGUCCUGGUGUACCAAAAAAAAUGUGUGAUCAAUCAUAAAGCAUUUGAUAUGAAACAUAAUGUCUUGGAACCAUUA
Molecule: messenger RNA, 2169 nt
Organism: Vigna unguiculata (cowpea)
Lineage: Eukaryota; Viridiplantae; Streptophyta; Magnoliopsida; Fabales; Fabaceae
Product: Duplicated homeodomain-like superfamily protein
Molecular function (GO): DNA binding
Source: RefSeq, a predicted model, not a curated record